UCCUCAACUUCCUUUUUUGGACCAUCUCCUCCCAUCUCGUCUCGUUGAAGAUACUUUUAGUCCCCCCACGAUCGAGUCGAGUCCUUACCGCGUGUUCUCAACUGCCUCCGGAAGUCCAAAGAAUGACAACAUGUGCUGACCAGGUGAGACAUCUGGUACCUGUCCAUGGUGCUGAAGCGGAUUCGUCUUUUUUGGCAACGGUGAGACACUUGACCUCGCUUGGACUCAGUGGAUGGACGCCUGGGAGGAUUUAGAAGUUGAUUUGACAUUUCCAAACUUGUCCUGAACACCAAAUGGUCGUUUGAAGAAAAUGGAGGCGUCCGCCAACGGGUCCAGUUUCGGCAUCGACUCGCUGCUGUCCCACAGACCCGGCAGUCCGCUCUCUAAGGCGGGCAGCCUGGCGGGGGAGUGCCGCUCGCCGCUGGAGUUCAGCCCGAGAUCCGACGCGGAGAGCCGCUGCUCGUCGCCGCCCUCGCCCGGGAGGGAGUGUUCGGACGAGGUGGCCCAGAGGCACGGCCACGGCCUGCCGCCUCACCUCCAGCACGGCCCGGCUAUCUCGGCGGGGUCCCAGCAGAGGACCAUGACCUCGUCCUUCCUUAUCAGAGACAUUCUGGCGGACUGUAAGCCUCUGGCUGCCUGCGCGCCUUACUCCAAUAACGGACAACCUACGCAGGAGGCCGGCAGGCUGGCCGCCAAGAUAGCGGAUGACUUUAUGGAGAAAAUACACAGCAACUCUUCCUCAGACAGCGAAUAUAAAGUGAAAGAGGAGGGGGACAGAGAGAUCUCCAGCAGCAGAGACAGCCCUCAGGUCCGGCUCAAGAAGCCCCGGAAGGCCCGGACGGCCUUCACGGACCACCAACUGGCGCAACUUGAGCGCAGCUUUGAGCGCCAAAAGUACCUGAGCGUCCAGGACCGCAUGGAGCUGGCGGCAUCACUCAACCUCACCGACACCCAGGUCAAAACCUGGUACCAGAACCGCAGGACUAAAUGGAAGCGGCAGACCGCAGUGGGACUCGAACUGUUGGCGGAGGCCGGGAACUACUCAGCCCUGCAGAGGAUGUUCCCGUCGCCCUACUUCUACCCACAGAGCCUGGUCUCCAACCUGGACCCGGGAGCGGCCCUCUACCUGUACAGGGGCCCUUCAGCACCCCCACCCGGCCUACAGAGGCCCCUGGUCCCUCGGAUCCUCCUGCACGGCUUGCAGGGAGGAAGCGAGCCACCUCCCCCGCCUCCUCUGCCCCCCAUGUCCGGUGUCCUCCCUCGGCCGGCUCAGCAGCGGUGAGCCGGAGAACCGGAAGCAAUAGAAGCGAAAUAAAAGACCUUUAGGAGCCUUUAGGAAGAAAGACAACAAGGAUGCAACUUUUUUCAACGGAACUCCUGGAAGAUGAUUUACUUUCUUUUGUUUUUUUUGGACAUAUUUAUGGCUUAUUUAUAUUUCUGUAUAAAUCAAAAUCUCUAAGUUAUGUAUUUAUUUAAACCCAUCAUACAUGCUGGUGCUGUCUAUCCAUAAAUGCCACCUCUAUUAUUUUUUUUAAAACGAUAUUAUUAGUAAUAAAAGUGCAUCCUUCAUAGUUAUGAUUUUAAUAUUUUUCCUGUGAACUUUGACCCAUGUUAAAAAUGUCCAAACGUGUAAAUAAGAAUAUUUUACAUGACAAUGAAGGCGAACUACAUUUCAUUCUAGGCUAGAUUAGCCAUUCCAAAAAAAAGUGUUCCAUUGAAGGGGGGGUUGGGGGGGGUAUGGAUUGAAAUCAAACUAUUUUUAUUUGUUGACUUACAUAAAAUGCCAAAUAAUUUAUUUCAGCCCAUCACUGCAUAUUUUUUUUAUUUGCGAAAUUAUAAAAAUGUUUUUUUUUUUUAAUAAACAACCUGUUGCGUUGCUCUGGAUGUAUUUAAAGAACAAAUCUUGUGCAUUUUUUAAAAAUGUUAUUUCAUAUUAUGACGCCGUGAUGACUUUUAUCUGUUCUCUACUUUGGUGGAAAAAAAAUGUAAUAUUGCAGAUAUCAAACUUGUGGAGUGGUUCUCGUUUCUUUAUCCGUUCCUCAAGUUCAUUUUUUUUUUGGUGGAAAAUAUUUACAGUAUACGGUAGGACAGAAAAUGGGGCGAUUUGAUGUACAAAAUACUUUUCUA
Doryrhamphus excisus (bluestripe pipefish) is the source of this 2127-nucleotide messenger RNA. RefSeq names its product BarH-like homeobox 1b (gene barhl1b). Gene Ontology annotation, biological process: regulation of DNA-templated transcription. NCBI's taxonomy places the organism in Eukaryota, Metazoa, Chordata, Actinopteri, Syngnathiformes, Syngnathidae. The record is from RefSeq and is a predicted model, not a curated record. Gene Ontology annotation, molecular function: DNA binding; DNA-binding transcription factor activity, RNA polymerase II-specific.